Molecule: messenger RNA, 3828 nt
Organism: Triplophysa rosa
Lineage: Eukaryota; Metazoa; Chordata; Actinopteri; Cypriniformes; Nemacheilidae
Gene: tfap4
Product: transcription factor AP-4 (activating enhancer binding protein 4)
Exons: 7
Coding region: 560-1378 (272 amino acids)
Biological process (GO): regulation of transcription by RNA polymerase II
Cellular component (GO): nucleus
Molecular function (GO): DNA-binding transcription factor activity, RNA polymerase II-specific; RNA polymerase II cis-regulatory region sequence-specific DNA binding; protein dimerization activity
Source: RefSeq, a predicted model, not a curated record
AAACACAAACCACGUGGUUGCAUGCACACACCACCACGCUGCUGAGCUCGCGCGUGUUUUUAGUUACCCAAUGUCCCCCGAUUUCAUCAUAAUAAUGUUAUAGUGUACGAAUAUGGAGGUUGCUGUGUCAAAUGAAGCGUUUGGGCUGAAGUUCGGGUGUGUUUUCGGGGCAUAAGUUUUUGUGGGCACUGCGGCCAUGCUUGUGGCUCGUGCAUUUGGCGUCGUCUGUUUCUUAUUGAAGCCAAACGUUAAAACUCUUUACUGUGUCUUUAUAUGUUCACAUUCCCAACGUACGAGGCUAAAUACGAAUGUAAAACGUAGGAGACGGAUCAGUGCGUGUAUUGGAAGACGGAUCAGAUGUUAUUUGGACUGCGUCGCUGCUGCCGCAUGGACGGAGGAAGCACGAGAGGCGCAUUGUUGUAAUGGCGGACCGUGUUAUCUGCGAACGGGAUUUUCCCCUUAAAUUCGUUUAGCAAACAUUCCCCUCACGCCGGAGACGGCGCGGGACCAGGAGCGGCGUAUCCGACGCGAGAUCGCCAACAGCAAUGAACGACGGCGUAUGCAGAGCAUCAAUGCGGGAUUCCAGUCUCUGAAGACCCUCAUCCCGCACAGCGACGGAGAGAAACUCAGCAAGGCUGCCAUCUUACAGCAGACGGCUGAAUACAUCUUCUCAAUGGAGCAGGAGAAGACCCGGCUGCUGCAACAGAACACCCAACUGAAACGCUACAUACAGAAGGAGUUCAGCGGCUCCUCCCCGAAGAGGAGGCGUGCGGAGGAGAAGGACGAGGGCAUCGGCUCUCCAGACAUCCUCGAGGAGGAGAAAGUGGAGGAUCUCCGGCGAGAAAUGAUCGAACUCCGACAACAGCUGGAUAAAGAACGCUCGGUUCGCAUGAUGCUGGAGGAACAGAUCCGCUCAUUGGAUGCCCACUUGUACCCUGAGAAGCUAAAGGUGAUCGCCCAGCACGUCCAGGAACAGCAGGUGCAGACGCAGACGCAGACUCUGAUGCGCAUGCAGGAGCAGGUGGGAAAGGAGACGGCUCCCGCUCGCAGCCCGCUGGUGUUUUCUCCUGCCACGCCUCCUGCGCCCACCCAUCAUGCCACGGUCAUCGUUCCUGCCCCCGUGCCGCCACCCCCUUCUCAUCACGUCACCGUGGUAACCAUGGGUAACCCCACCUCCGUGAUCAACACAGCAUCCACAUCACGACAGAACUUGGACACCAUUGUGCAGGCAAUCCAGCACAUCGAAGGCACGCAGGAACGGGUGGUCGUGCCCGAGGAAGAGAAGCGCAGAGCGGUUAUCGUCACCCCGGGUCGUGUCCUCACCGACACGGCCGACUCCGACACGGCCUCUGACCACGAAGGGUCCGAGGACUGUUAACUGCCCCAGCCGCCCCCCCCCCGACCCCUCCACAUUUAACGGGGGGCGCGGAGAGGGGGGUGCGCGGGGAUGGGCCUCCUGCAGAAACCCUCUCUAUCUCCUGUCUUUCUAUCGCUCUCUUCACACGGGACUCACAAAUGUCGACAGACUUAAAGGUUCAUUGUGAAAAAAUGAAAUGUUACCGAACGCGCCUCAGACGGAAGCGUGCUCAUGUAUACUCCCACAGUACACUAUACUUCCAUAGCACUCUCCAUACUUUGAUGUAUCGGGCUCUUAAUCCUUCUCCUGUGAUGUUUCCUCUGCCGUAUGAAAUACUAACAGGCCUUCACCGGACCUCCGUUUCAUCUCUUCCUGUUCUCCUAAAUCAGGAGAGCGUUCUGAUUGGAGGAACCCAAGUCUCUCAUCUCCAAACGAACUCUUUUACCCACACCCCCCCGUCGUCCCCUCUGAUACGCCAUAUUCCUCUUUUUAUUCUGGGGAGGCUUGAAGCAUCACUGUGAGAACCUGUUCCGCACCGCGGCUUGCGAAACCUUAGAGGAAAUGUUGCUUUUCUUUCAUCACGUUUGGUGCAGUUGCGUUUCUAGUCCUCCGUCGCCAGUGAUCUGCUGGUCGGUCAAACGAAAUCCGUGUGCUGAAGACCGCCAGAGGGGCUUAGUGCUGUGUGCACUUUCCCAAAACGCAAAGUCCAUCAAGGAUGGAGGUGGACUGUGCACUUAGAGUCGCUCGCCUUUACUGGGCUGGGUUCCCAGUACGCACGCUGGUGCAGGUGAAGCGCCGCCCCGUCAUGUCAAACGCCCGGCACUGUCCCCACCCCCAAAUUUUGUGUAUCGUUGUUUGUCAUUUAAUGGAAUAAGCUAACCGAUUGUUUGUGUAUCGCCUGUGUUUUGUAUGCAUUUUAUUUUAGGAGCGUGAGGAAAUAGCACUACCAGGGUUGUGGUUACCCGGUUUAGCCUAUGCAGGCCCUGACAGCUCGCCCUUCAAGUCGCUCGGGUGUUUGGCGGCCAUUGGUCUUUAGGAAAAUUGUAAUGUAAGCCUGUCCCCUAACUAGUGCGGCCUGUAGUAAGGUUUACAGUGACUCGCCUUGUGCACUAUGCACUCGCUGGAUCAGUUGCUGGCUUGAAUGUUUUACUUCCCAUAUCUCGUAGUGUAUGACGUUCAUACACCCACCACAGAUAAUCAGUGUCUUGUGAUAAUAAAGGGUAAGCCGAGAUUUCUUUUUUGUAAUGAAAGUGCCGUCUUGACACUUACGAGGCCGUGCGAUACCGCGAGCUCUCCGGACCCCUGGCGGGACAGGGGGCGGGUAUCUUGUGCCCAACAGCGGCCAGUGGCUUGCCUUAACACAGCUUCAGCGGGCGUAAGAGGCCUUAAAGUAACCCCGAAGAGACGCACAGCUCACCACCCCGAGAACGUUUCCAAACAUUCCUGAACAUUCUACCACUGUGUCGGUGCAUAAACCGGCAAGUAAAAAUGGUUUUCGCCAUGCAAGACGAAACGGUCGAAUCUCUUUUGGACUGAAAUUUGAACGUGUGCAUGGUCCCCCCCCAUCCCUUAGGAAUUAUUACAGGGAAUCAUUUUGCUGCUGGACAGAUUUUUAAACCUUUUUUCUCUCUUGGAUUUAACAGAUGCUGUCAGCACGUGAACUCUGUGAACCUCGGCGUCCUUGCCGUCAAAUCGGGCCGAUCGAUACGUUCGUUUCCGUUUCAUUUGAAGUCGCGCUUUUUUAUUCAAGCUAAAUGGGUCGUCCGUCUUACGUUCAGUCUUUAAUAAUGGUUUUGUCUUUUGGAAGAAAAAAAAAGAAUCUCCAUUUCGCUUCCCAGAUUUGAACAUUUCCUCUAGCGAAGCCACAGGGUGUCUCUCUCUCGUUGUGUAUUUUCUACUCGCAGGAAUCACUGUAAGAACUCUAGAGGACAUAUCACAAGUCGGGUGUGUCGAGGAGAACGAACGUGAAGCACUUACUGUAGUAUAAACGAGGGACGGCUCUUGUUUUUGUAAAGAGUCUUCUCCUCGGCCGAAGCUCUUCUCGCUGUGUUUAGAACCACACGGCUGUGUGUGUGUAACCCUCACAUUGUCCAAGCACACCAUGUCCACUGGUCCUUUCCAUCUCCACCGUCUCCAGACUCGUCCUGUCUCUCAUCAUCUCUCUUUUUAUCGUUCGUCAUCUCUUUAUUUUUCGUUUCUAUUUUUGUUCUCAUUGUUUUGCUUUAUGUGAGACAGUUAGUCCAUUUGGUUGUCGAGAAGCUAUUGUAUUUUUUUUUUAACUGGGGAAAAGAGGCUUGUGCCUUUUGUAAAAACAGAAUAAUAAAGUUUGUACUUUGUUUUUUACAACUUUUUUGUUGCGUGUAUUUAUUUCUCUUUUUUAAGGUGUUACUUUCCUCUGAUUUAAUAUUUAAAUUAUUUAAAGACGCGGUAUUAUGUACCGUAACGUCUAGCCGUGGUAUUUGAAGUGGGCU